This is a messenger RNA of Talaromyces amestolkiae, 324 nucleotides long. RefSeq lists its product as uncharacterized. Lineage: Eukaryota; Fungi; Ascomycota; Eurotiomycetes; Eurotiales; Trichocomaceae. The record is from RefSeq and is a predicted model, not a curated record. The transcript has 3 exons. Bases 1 to 324 code for a protein of 107 amino acids.
AUGGGUUGGUUCAGCGACGACUCCCAGCAGGCAGACAGCUACAACCAAUACCAAAACACCGAACCUCAUGAGUCCAGUCUCUCUCACGAGCUGAUUGCUGGUGCUGCAUCCUACGAAGCCGCCAAGGCUUACGAGCGCCACGUCUCGGAGAACGGCCAGCCUGCCAGCCACGCCGAAGCCAAGGAGAUCUUGGCCGGUUUUGCAGGCGCUUUCAUUGACCGCGAGGUCGAGACCCGCGGAUUGGACUUCAUUGACAGGGAGAAGGCCAAGCGCGAGGCCCGCAGACACAUUGACAGCGUCGACGCUGGAGAUGUUGGAUACUAA